Neltuma alba is the source of this 1661-nucleotide messenger RNA. RefSeq lists its product as uncharacterized. The transcript has 3 exons. The record is from RefSeq and is a predicted model, not a curated record. NCBI's taxonomy places the organism in Eukaryota, Viridiplantae, Streptophyta, Magnoliopsida, Fabales, Fabaceae. Bases 1 to 1404 code for a protein of 467 amino acids.
AUGGGGGUCUUUCCCGGUUCUACCAAACCCAAAUCUCUGAUCAGCUUCAUAACAGUCUCCUUUUCAUUCUGUGCUGUUUUUCUCCUCCUAUCGGUACUACAUCUGCGCACUAAUGAUCUAGUCGAUGAGCAUCGUUCAUUAGAAUAUGUGUCUGCACCGACCACUCUCGAUCAUGUCGUUUUUGGUCUUGCUGCAACGGCUCGUUCUUGGCCUGAACGGAAGGACAAUGUCAAGCUAUGGUGGAAACCUCGUUAUACGAGAGGAUGUGUGUUCGUUGACGGCCUUCCUCCUCUUGAACCCCGUCCCAACAAGGAUACUUCUCUCCCUCCUCUCUGCGUCUCCCAAGACACUUCGCGUUUUCGCUACACUUACCGGGGUGGUCUCCGGUCGGCAAUUCGAGUGGCACGCGCUGUUGCAGAGACCGUGGCUCUGAAUCAUUCUAAUGUGAGGUGGUAUGUGUUUGGGGACGAUGACACCAUUUUCCUUCCGGAGAAUCUCGUUAAAACACUGUCAAAGUAUGAUCAUCGGCUUUGGUACUAUCUCGGCACCCAGUCUGAGAUUUAUGAACAGAAUCGUUUGUAUAGUUUUGGAAUGGGUUUUGGUGGAGGAGGCUUCGCUAUCAGUUCAUCUCUGGCGAAAGUUUUAGCCAAGGUUUUUGAUUCUUGUAUCGAAAGAUAUCCUCAUCUGUAUGGAAGUGAUGGGAGGGUCUUCUCUUGCAUAACAGAGCUCGGUAUAGGCUUAACGAAGGAGCCCGGAUUUCAUCAGGUUGAUUUGCGGGGAAAUCUCUUUGGUCUAUUGGCUGCACAUCCUGUGACUCCCUUGUUAUCCCUACAUCACUUGGAUCACACAGAUCCAAUCUUUCCCGACAUGACGAGAAAACAAGCUCUGCAACAUUUAUUUAAAGCUGUGGAUGUUGAUUCCCAGAGAAUUUUACAGCACACAGUUUGUUAUGACAGAUGGUUUUCGUGGACAAUCUCAGUAUCAUGGGGCUAUGCUGUUCAGGUUUUCCCGAACCACGUGUUUCUUCCAGAUGCUCUGAACGUUCAAACAACGUUCAAACAGUGGAAUAGAAGAAACUUUUGGUCAGGAGUAUAUACUUUCAACACCAGGGAACUUCACCCAGAUCCAUGUAGAAGACCCACCAUUUUCUACUUUGACAGUGUGGCUUCUGGUAAGAAUGGCAGAAUCAUUACCCAUUAUACGAAAAGCUUUCAAAACUGCUCAUACGACGCAGCGUCGCCCAGGAAACUGGAAAAGAUCACGGUUUUGACGAAUAAACUCGACCUUGACAUCAAACAGGCUCCGAGAAGGCACUGUUGUGAUGUAUUGCGCUCUAGCGCUCGUGAUUCAAUGGAGAUCGCAAUCAGAGAAUGCAAAGACGAAGAACUGAUCUACAUGCACUGAAAGAAUUAUAUCAUAAAACCACCUUUUGGGGUGCUCGGAGUUAAAGGACAUCAUUGCGGAACAGAACUAGGGAGGAUGAGAAGCGUCAAGGCUCAAGGGAUGGUUGAAAGAGCCUCGUCAAUCUAAAAAGUUCCAAUUUUUACAGAUACAAGUAGAGUUGAAGUUAAAACUUGUUAAUAAAGAAACUAAAGAUGACGAACAAGAAACCAUGUGAAAAAAUGCUUUAUUUCUACUUAAACGUUUGUUUAUUUUUGGAG